This is a messenger RNA of Aspergillus oryzae RIB40, 1794 nucleotides long. RefSeq lists its product as uncharacterized. The coding region runs from base 1 to 1794 and encodes 597 amino acids. NCBI's taxonomy places the organism in Eukaryota, Fungi, Ascomycota, Eurotiomycetes, Eurotiales, Aspergillaceae. The record is from RefSeq and is a predicted model, not a curated record. The transcript has a single exon.
AUGGGACAGCAAUGUCCUGGCUAUCGAGACCCCACGAGUCUUAUCUUUCGAGACGAGAGCAGCCAGGUUGGUGAUAAAGUUCGCGCAAGGAUCACCAAGCGUGACGCUUCUCGUGGGCAUACCCCGGGCUCGGUGGGUCCGUCGCAGGGUGCAGGAUUACAAGUGGAACUAGAACAGGGUUUACUGAAUGAAGAUCCUGUAUUCACUGACCAUAGCCAGAGCAUCGUGGGGAAUGAUGCCCUGCAAGUGAAUAACACCUCCCCGGAUUUUAAUAAUGCGAGUUCAAACGCGCUAGAGCGCGGUACAUCCUCGUCCCGGUGCGAGUUAGGGAGCGAGAAUGUAGGGAACGACGAGCAAGACAGGGCGGAGGGGAAAGGCCCUGAUAAUCAGAAGGCCAUUCCCCCACCGUUUGCCCUGCCACUCGAUAUGAUCGGGUUGAACUAUUUUCUGGCACAUUACGUCGUGCGACAGUCUCCGCCCUCACCUGGCUUUCUCGACUACGUACCCAGCAUUCUCACACUAGACGAUGAGAAUGAGAUCCUGCAGGGAGCCAUUCUAGCCGUGGGCUUUGCUGGAUUAGCCCAUAGAACUUGUCAGGUCGAUCUACGAUGUAGAUCAAGGGCCAUGUAUACGAGAACCAUCAAACGAAUGAACAAAGCCCUGACAGAUCCGCAGACAGCACGCCGGCAUAGCACAAUCGUCACCGUCCUGGUGUUAUCCCUCUAUGAAUUCGGUGAGUCUUCACUAAAUGGAUGGGAUCAACAUAUCCAAGGUGCGACCUCACUGCUAAGGCUGCGGGGCAAGGCCCAAUUCACCACUCCCAUUGGCCUCCAGAUCUUCAAGGACAUCUUCAGCCAUCUUCUGAUGAAUUGCCUGCGCAUGGGGAGUGCAAUCCCCUCACCACUCCGUAUGAUCCGCGCCGAAGCUGCCAAAGCAAUCAGUGCCUCCGAUCCCUACUGGGUUGCCAGUAGCGGGCUCGUGGAAAUCAUGGACCUUUAUUCCCAGAUAUUGCCCGGAGGCUUUGAUUUUAUCCAUAGUAGCGAGGCCGUGAGCAACGGAACUGGCGCCACAGAAAGACAGCUGCCUAUCGACGAGCUCGAGCGGUACCUAUCCCAAGCUCUAGAUAUUGACCACCGACUCGAGAGCCGAUUCUCGGAAUGCUCACCAGAGUGGCAGUUCACUGUCAUGCAGCUCACUAGCCCGGACCCUACCCGGGUUCAUGGUGACGCUUACCAUAGCUAUCACGAUGCUGGAAUCGUCGGAGUUUGGAACGAUAUGCGUACAUGUCGCGUCUUGGCCAACCACGCCAUCUGCCAUCUUCUCCUAAGGGGAGCCAAGUCGGACCCCAGUUGGUUCUUCUCCAAAAAUUACACCGAUCAACUACAGGAAACCAGUCGAACAAUGAGGCAAAUUCGCGAUGACAUUCUGGCCUCUGUACCCCAGCAGAUGAGCUACUUCCCCUUCCCCGCCCAGGCGCAGUUGGAGCCAGUGAACCUGGAGCAGUAUUUCAAUCAAAUGACGGUACCGGGCACCAAGUGGUCUGAUGAUUCGUGGGCAACUUUCAACAGCUCACCUGGCUUCGAGCACUCUACGUAUACAGGCGCAGGAGUUGGUGCGUAUUUCGCCAGCUGGAUGCUCUUGCUGGCCGGUUGUAUGCACACCAACUCAGAGGACACGCGACAAUGGAUAGUAGCGCAGCUACGACACAUCAGCUUGCAAUCAGGUCUGGCACAAGCUGACUUCUUUGCCGAUUGCGUUCAGUCAAGUAAAGUCCGGCCGCCGCUGAGUACCUAA